AUGGCGCGUGACACGUGCCCGGAGGCAGGGCAGUUUUCGACCGAUGUUGCCGUUUACGAUGCCGAGCAAGCCGCUCGGCACGAGGCUUUGGCCUUGCGCCUGCAGGAGCAGCAAGAGCGCGAGCAGGCGGAGGUGGAGAUGUUGAAGGCCGCGGUCGGCAGCGUCUUCUCCGUGCGGAAGCCUCGCGAUGCCCUGGCGGGGACGGCCAGCGGCCUGAAGACCCUGGCGAGGGGCGUGGGCGUGGGCUUGGCGAGUUUGGUCGUCCAGCCCUACGUGGGGGCCAAGUGUGGAGGCAUCAAGGGCUUUGCCAAGGGCUGCGGUACUGGCUUGGCCACAUGCGUUGGGAGCACCGUGGCCGGAACUGUUGUGGGAAGUGGACAGAUCGUCCGCGGCGUCGUGAACACGCCGGGGGCCAUUCUGCGCACGGCUCGUGGAGAGGUGUGGAAUUCAGAUGCUCGCAAGUGGGAGAAGGAUUGGUACUCGUUGCCUGAGGAAGCUGCGGAAGUCCUGUGCGAAGACUGCGAGGAGGCGGGUGGCGAGAGCCGUGCCCGUUCAUCCGGCUCGACUUCCAGGAAGGUCCAGCACACAGAGCUGUACAACGUCUUAGGCGUGCGGCCUGAGGCAUCGGAGGCGGACAUACGCAGAGCCUUCUACAAAAAGUCGCUUGCCCUUCACCCGGACAAGAAUCCGGACAACCCAGAAGCCACGAAGCAGUUCCAGGAAGUCAGCGACGCUUACCGGAUCCUUGGCGACGAGGAAAGGAGGCGCGCCUACGACGAGCUUGGCAAGGACACUGCCGCGGCUAACCUCCCGAAGAUUGAGCCCGUUGUGUUCUUCGCAGCUCUUUUCGGGACUCACCACUUCGAACCGUUCGUUGGUCGUCUGCGCCUGGCGCAAGACAUCGAUAUGGAUUUGCAGCUGAUGAUGCGCGAUAUCAUUGCUGAAGACGAGGAGAGCGGACAGAUUGAUGCAUUGAAGGUCAGCCGAGCCCACAAGCGAAUGCUGGCCUUGGAGCGACGGAGGCAGGUGCAGUGCGCCGUGAACUUGGCCAGUCGCCUUGAUGCGAGUCACCAAGACGAGGGCUGGGAGGAAGCACAGCGGGCAGAAGCAACACGCCUCUCCCAGGUUCCUUCCGGCCUCGAAAUGCUGUACUUGAUUGGCUGGCUUUAUGUCAACGCUGCCGAGCAGUGGCUCGCCGGCAGCGCUACAGCACGCCUCGUGGCGAAGAUGCGGGCGAAGGCUCACCUGAUGAAAUCGAAGGGAGAGCUUGCAGCAUCUGCUGGACGCACUGCAUUCACCGUGAACAGCAUCAUGAAAACAGCAGAAAGGAAGAAAACGAAGCAGAGUGCCGUGCAGAGGGAAGGAACAGAGAAGAAGGAGGAGGAGGAGGAGGAGCAGGGGAAGGAGGCCAAAGCAGCGGCAGCGCCGGAAGCCGCAGCGACCACAAACGCUGCUGGACCAGGCGAAGCUCCAGAGGGGAACAGCUCCCCGAGCAAUGCUCCUGCGGAAGGUCGGGGGAAGCUCGGCGCAGAGGAUAUCCUCAGCCCUGGUACCAUCGUGGUGCUCUGCAACCUCAGGACAAACACAGAGUUGAACGACGAGGUUGGUGUCAUCGAAGAGUUUGACGAGUCUUCUGGGCGCUACGUUGUCCACUUCCUGUCGGACGGCUUGGAGCCUCGCAGACUCCGAGCCGAGAAUCUCUUGAUCUUGGAGGAUUCUGCGAGCCGCGGCAACGACAGCAAGGACUCCGCUGGAGGCUCGGCACCGGAAGACCCAAAGGCGACUCCCAGGGCCGAGGACACUUCAGAAGAUGCCCACUGGGCUCCAGGCGGAGACGAAGCUGAAGUCGCAGAAGCCUUCAAGGACACAAUGCCGCUCUUCCACGACACACUGUGGAAGGUCACGGCAAUAGACAUCGAGUUCACGCUUGCCAAGGUAAUGCGACGAGUACUGCGCGACAUGUCGGUAGACAAGCCGGCGCGCCAGCACAGGGCAGAGGCGCUUCGUCGCUUGGGUGAGAUCAUGCAGGAGCCCAUGAAGGAGAGGCGAGCCGACCAAAACGCCUCCAGGCUCCAGCUGGAUGAGGUGCCGUCUGUUGAGAGGCGAUUGAGUUCAAGGUCUUCGAUUCUUGCUCGAUUGCCUCGCGUGUCUUGGCGUUCUCGCAAACGCGAAAGCAAAGAGGCAAGGACCAAGCAGCAGGAAACCAAGCAGAAGCAGAUGGAGGCGGCUCUGGUGCUCAUGGCUGCCGGCGCUUCCACCGAUGACGUGGACGACAUGUUGGCGGCAAGGUCUGCAAUGGAAGCCGAGCUCGACCCGUUUCACAGCGUGUAA
Molecule: messenger RNA, 2331 nt
Organism: Symbiodinium sp. CCMP2592
Lineage: Eukaryota; Dinophyceae; Suessiales; Symbiodiniaceae
Source: the annotation of a GenBank genome assembly